Talaromyces rugulosus is the source of this 1659-nucleotide messenger RNA. RefSeq lists its product as uncharacterized. Gene Ontology annotation, cellular component: Golgi apparatus; membrane. The transcript has 3 exons. Lineage: Eukaryota; Fungi; Ascomycota; Eurotiomycetes; Eurotiales; Trichocomaceae. Gene Ontology annotation, biological process: protein N-linked glycosylation; nucleoside diphosphate catabolic process. Gene Ontology annotation, molecular function: UDP phosphatase activity; GDP phosphatase activity. The record is from RefSeq and is a predicted model, not a curated record. Bases 1 to 1659 code for a protein of 552 amino acids.
AUGUCCACCGGAAUCGACAACCAAAACACUCACAAACCCUCGCAUCAGCCAGUCCACUCUCUGCACUCGCGGAGACGGUCUCCCACCGACGCGGUGUCCCCGAAAAGUGCCCUGAACGCGAGCGCCUUGCCAAUGUAUCACGAGAAACCGACAAUGGCGCAAAGGUCGCGGCUUGUCAAGGCCGGUAUUAUCAUUGCCGCAGCGUUUCUCUUCCUCUUGUACCUCGUUCCAUCCAGACCCUCUGUCGCCAAUAUUAUCACAGAUAAGCAAACCCCAUCGUCAUCGGCCGACGCCGUGAAAUGCACCAAAUCCUAUGAUUCGUCCAAACCGCUGAGACAAUAUGUUUUGAUGAUUGACGCUGGAAGCACGGGAUCCCGUAUCCAUGUCUACCGCUUCAACAACUGCGGCCCAACUCCUGAACUGGAAGAUGAAGUGUUCAAGAUGACCGAGAAGAAGAAAGGCGGUUCCGGCCUGAGCUCCUUCAAGACGGACGCGGAGGGUGCAGCACAGAGUCUCGACGUCUUGAUGGAUGCCGCUAUGCAGGCAGUUCCCGACGAAUACAAGUCUUGCACCCCGGUUGCAGUAAAGGCCACCGCCGGCUUGCGGCUGCUUGGAGCGGAUAUGAGCGAUAAGAUCCUAGACGCUGUGAGACAUCGCCUAGAAACCGUCUAUCCUUUCCCUGUUGUUGCCAAGGAGCAAGGCGGUGUAGAGAUUAUGGAGGGUAAAGAUGAAGGUGUCUACGCAUGGAUCACAACCAAUUAUCUCCUCGGCAAAAUCGGUGGCCCCGACAAGACUCCUACGGCGGCUAUCUUCGAUCUGGGAGGUGGUUCGACGCAGAUUGUGUUCCAGCCGACAUUUGAUAGCGCAACUGGUGGCAUGCCCGAGAAGAUGGAGGAUGGUGAUCACAAAUUUGAAUUGCAAUUUGGUGGACGCUAUUUCGAACUUUACCAGCAUUCCCACCUUAACUACGGUCUCAUGUCGGCCCGUAAGGAAAUUCACGCAUCUCUUAUUGAAAACAAACUUGCACUGAGCCCCACCGACUUGUCUUGGACCACCCAGCCAAUCCCCAAUCCUUGCAUCGGCCCUGGUAUGGAGCAACAAGUCAACCUUACGUUCCCUGUUGGUCACGCUCUUGGUCCUGAGCUUUCAGUAACAAUGGCUGGUCCCAAGGAAUUGUCUGCCCCCGCCCAAUGUCGUGGCUUAACCGAGAAGAUUCUGAAGAAAGAAGCCGACUGCAAACUUGCUCCAUGCUCAUUCAAUGGUGUUCAUCAACCGUCUCUAGAGAAGACCUUUGCCCAGGAGGACGUGUACAUCUUUUCUUACUUUUAUGACCGCACAAAACCGCUUGGCAUGCCUGAUUCAUUUACUCUCCACGAACUGCAGCGUUUGACUGAGCUCGUCUGCGCUGGUAAGGAAAGCUGGGGCCUUUUCGAAGGCAUCGAGGGGGCAAUGGAAGAACUCCAAGGCCGCCCAGAGUCUUGCUUGGAUCUCAACUUCAUGUUGGGUCUUCUUCACACUGGCUAUGAGAUGCCUCUUUCUCGGGAGGUGAAGAUUGCCAAGAAAAUCAAGAACAAUGAACUCGGCUGGUGCUUGGGUGCAAGCUUGCCACUUUUGAGCCAGGAAGCAGGCUGGACCUGCCGUAUCAAGGAGGUAUCCUAA